GCUCAGUAGAAGCCCAGGCUCAGCCCGGUCUGUAGUUUCCCCGCAGAGAGGUAGGAGCAGGAGCCCGAGCGAGCGAGCGAGCGAGCGAUCGCAGCCCGCCCAGCUUCCUCUCCAGCAUCCCGAGCCCGGGAUUGCAGGUGUGCGGGAGACGUAAAACCAUUCCAGGAUGGCUUAUUUUUUGGCACUGUUCUCUUUGCUGGCCAUGCAAAGUGUGUUGAUAGGGGCAACUUUCCCAGAUGAAACCAUAGCUGAGUGGUCAGUGAAUAUGUAUAACCAUCUUCGAGCCACUGGGGAAGAUGAAAACAUUCUCUUUUCUCCACUGAGCAUUGCCCUUGCAAUGGGAGUGAUGGAGCUUGGAGCUCAAGGAUCUACUCUGAAAGAAAUUCGCCAUUCAAUGGGAUACGAUGGCCUGAAAAAUGGUGAAGAAUUUUCUUUCCUAAAAGAUUUUUCUAACAUGGUCUCUGCUGAAGAGAGCCAGUAUGUGAUGAAAAUUGCCAAUUCCCUCUUUGUGCAAAAUGGAUUUCAUAUCAAUGAUGAGUUCUUGCAAAUGAUGAAAAAGUACUUUAAUGCAGAAGUCAAUCAUGUGGAUUUCAGUCAAAAUGUAGCUGUGGCCAACUACAUCAAUAAGUGGGUGGAGAAUUAUACAAACAGUCUGUUGAAAGAUUUGGUAUCUCCAAGGGAUUUUGAUUCUGUCACUCAUCUGGCCCUCAUCAAUGCUGUGUAUUUCAAAGGGAACUGGAAAUCACAGUUUAGACCUGAAAAUACCAGAACGUUUUCCUUCACUAAAGAUGAUGAAAGUGAAGUACAGAUUCCAAUGAUGUAUCAACAAGGAGAAUUUUAUUACGGGGAAUUUAGUGAUGGAUCCAAUGAGGCUGGUGGCAUCUACCAAGUCCUAGAAAUACCCUAUGAGGGGGAUGAGAUCAGCAUGAUGCUGGUACUAUCCAGGCAGGAAGUUCCACUGGCCACACUGGAGCCUCUACUCAAAGCCCAGCUGAUUGAAGAGUGGACAAACUCUGUUAAGAAACAAAAGGUGGAAGUAUACCUGCCCAGGUUCACAGUGGAACAGGAAAUUGAUUUAAAAGACACCUUUAAAGCCCUUGGAGUCACUGAAAUUUUCAACAAAGAUGCAAAUUUGAUUGCCAUGUCAGAUAAGAAAGAGCUGUUUCUCUCCAAAAUUGUUCACAAGUCCUUCAUUGAGGUUAACGAAGAAGGGUCAGAAGCAGCUGCAGCCUCCGGAAUGAUCGCAAUUAGCAGGAUGGCUGUGCUGUACCCCCAGGUGAUUGUUGAUCAUCCAUUUUUAUUUCUUAUCAAGAUCAGGAAAACUGGUAGAAUCUUAUUCAUGGGACGAGUCAUGCACCCGGAAACAAUGAACACAAGUGGACAUGAUUUUGAGGAACUUUAAGUGAUGAUGUUUGAGUAAAAAAGGAAGCAGGAAUAAAGCACAUUAUGUUUGCAAUUGGAAUAUAUUUAGGAUUUUUGUUUUACAGGAUUACUUAAGGUGAUAUUUAGAAUAGUUCUGGAUAGAAGUAAUACAUGUGACCUAUCAGUCAGCCUGUCAAGAAAUGUUAUCAAUAUUAAGAUUAUGGUCCUGUUGUGUCAUUGUGUCUGUUGUGCUGUUGUUUAAAAUAAAAGUAUAUAUUGAACUCGUGAAAAACUUUUUCUUUUAGAGGUAGGUGUAGUCUGAACACCACUUUAGCUGAGAUUUGGAAACUAUGUUGUUUCUUUAGGAAUUGUAGUAAAAUGAUCCUACAACACAAAAUGUAGAAGCUGCUGUUUCUGAGUUUCUUCAUAAUCAUGCAGAAUCAACACCAAAGUGAGCAGCAUACAUGUACAUAAUAAGCAAUAAUGUGGAGACAAGCUCUAUGGAAUCGUCAUAUACCAUAGAGCUUCAUAAUAAAGCUGUUAGGAAAAAAAAUUGGGAUAUGUAAAGCCUAUAGAUGUUACUGAUUUGUGCGUAUACUGUAAUUUGUACUUUAAAUUUAUUAGAGUAUACCUGUUAUAUUUACUUUUAAGAGUUUGAUAUGAAUCUGUAUGCCACAUGACUCUAGAAACAAGCUCAAGUAUCUUAUUAUCCACUUUUGAUGGCAUCAAGAGGCCCCAUGAAGGGAUUGUCUUCUACCAUUUAAGUUUAAGUGCUGUUUUUGAUGUUCACACAAAGAUGAAAUCACCCAGUGGCACAUUUCCUAGAAUAUAUCCAAGACAUCAAGUGGUGGGUAUGAUGAUGUACCAGUACCUAGAUGUUUUGACUUUGUAGAAAAAUCGCUGGUCAGUGCAACAUAUGGAACACAAACCUCAUGUGUGAUGCUGUCCCCUGUUCACUUAUUACAAAGACAGAUUCUUAUCCAGGUUGUCUAAGGUAGAGUGGGGACCAUACCUUUCUAACAAGCUUCCAAAUUGUGCCCUAGUUGUUUGACCAUGGGCUUUGCUGUUUGUCACUUGGGUAGCAAAAUGCUACUUAAUGUAAGCAUUACAUUUUGAUAUUCAUAAUAAGUAAAUGGAAAAACUGUCAUUUUCACUGACUGCAGUUAGAGGGAAUCAGGGUGGGGGCAGGAUGUAAUCUGCAUUAAUAACACAAUGCCCUUGUCAAGAACUGGUAUGAUUCUAAAAUUGUUUUCUAGUACAUACUACAGAUAAAUGAGAUUCUUCUGUAUGCUACAACACUUGAAAUACAGUCUUUAAAAAUAUGGAGACAUUUAUAGGCAAUACCCAUGAAGGAAUUUAUGAAUAUCCAAGGACAGAGUACUUAACACUGAAUCUUUUGCAGCUUAUAUUUUUAGGAGACUUGCAGUUUAUUCAUAAAUCUUCAUGUUGUUGUAGAUUAGUGCUCUUGUUUUCAUUUAUAAUUUAUUUAGCUGGGAUGGAUGAUGUUGAUCCAGUGUUCACAUUCUGAGCUAAGACAGUAUUUAUCACUGUAUCCUUCUUGUGAAUAUUACACACAUGACUAUACCUGUAUGUUCACCAGUUAACUAAAUGUAUUGCCUGUAAGGAGGAAUAAACAUCAUUAUUCAAUCAUA
Molecule: messenger RNA, 3014 nt
Organism: Peromyscus leucopus (white-footed mouse)
Lineage: Eukaryota; Metazoa; Chordata; Mammalia; Rodentia; Cricetidae
Gene: Serpini1
Product: serpin family I member 1
Exons: 9
Coding region: 167-1402 (411 amino acids)
Biological process (GO): negative regulation of endopeptidase activity
Molecular function (GO): serine-type endopeptidase inhibitor activity
Source: RefSeq, a predicted model, not a curated record